CGACACCCCCGAGGAGAGCAGGCGAUCGGCAGCGGCUCCCGGCUCCUUCCAGGCGAACUUGGGCAAAGCAGCCACCCUUGCAGCCAUGCUGACCAGCCGCCUCCAGUGCGCUCUCGCUCUGCUCGUCUCGGUCGCCCUGGCGCUGAGCACCGUGGCCGCAGCCCCCUCCGACCCGAGGCUCCGGCAGUUCCUGCAGAAGUCACUGGCCGCAGCGGCGGGGAAACAGGAACUAGCCAAGUAUUUCCUGGCAGAACUCCUCUCAGAACCCAGCCAGGCAGAAAACGAGGCCCUGGAGUCGGACGACAUGUCUCGUGGCGCUGAGCAAGACGAAGUCAGGCUGGAGCUGGAAAGAUCGGCCAACUUGAACCCAGCCCUGGCACCCAGAGAACGCAAGGCCGGAUGCAAGAAUUUCUUCUGGAAAACAUUCACAUCUUGUUAGCUUUGGAAGUUUCUUCCUUUCCCCCCACCCCCGCCUCAAGCCUCUCUCUUCUUCCCCCAGCCCCUUUCAUGUCAGGGGCUGAAGACUGUAAAAUAUAAUACACUGUUAAGGUAAAAUGAAAAAAAAAUACACAAAAAGUUUGGGUUUGAUUUGAAGUUGUUUUAAUAAAACAUUCUGUUUCAAUUGUA
This is a messenger RNA of Eublepharis macularius, 627 nucleotides long. RefSeq names its product somatostatin (gene SST). The record is from RefSeq and is a predicted model, not a curated record. Gene Ontology annotation, cellular component: extracellular region. NCBI's taxonomy places the organism in Eukaryota, Metazoa, Chordata, Lepidosauria, Squamata, Eublepharidae. The transcript is spliced from 2 exons. Gene Ontology annotation, biological process: regulation of cell migration. Gene Ontology annotation, molecular function: hormone activity. Bases 86 to 439 code for a protein of 117 amino acids.